Molecule: messenger RNA, 3040 nt
Organism: Daphnia pulex (common water flea)
Lineage: Eukaryota; Metazoa; Arthropoda; Branchiopoda; Diplostraca; Daphniidae
Gene: Aasdh
Product: beta-alanine-activating enzyme-like
Exons: 5
Coding region: 156-2984 (942 amino acids)
Biological process (GO): amino acid activation for nonribosomal peptide biosynthetic process
Molecular function (GO): protein binding
Source: RefSeq, a predicted model, not a curated record
AAAAGAUGGCUCUGUGUGCAGUCGUCUGCUCUUUGUUGCCAUGCUUAUUCACUGUACGUAAAUCAAAACAACACGAAUUCAAGUUUGAAAUUUCUGAAGCACUCUUUUCUUUUGUCGUUAUUUACUGAGUGGAAAUCGGUGCCGAGCGGUAUUAAAUGACAAAAACCUUGCUGGAUUGUGUUUUCCCGAUACGAAAUCCGCAAUCCCCUGCUGUGACCUACCACGAUGGAGAAUGUUCUAUCACAUUGCUGUAUGGAGAUUUAUCAGAUGAUGUGCAGCAGAUUUCCAAAGCGCUCCUUCCGAUCUGCUAUGAAAAUUGUGUUGUUGUCUUUGCCAUUCAACAACUUCAUCACCUAAUCCCUUCCUUGAUAUUAGGGGUAUUAAAAUCAAAGGCUUCCUUCAUGUACCUAGAUCCAGAUUUCCCACUUUUAAAGCAAGAAGAAGUAGUGAAAAGAAGUAAAGCUUCAGUCAUUAUAUCUGAUUCUUCAAAGGCUUUUUCUGGGUGGAAGCUCACUACCAGAGUAAGAGUGUUUGGUGCAAAUGAGCUGCAUAUAUUCCAGGAGUGCCUACCUUCAAGUUUAGUAAAUUUCCCAUUACCUGAGGAGUGGAAUAUUGCUUACUUGAUUCAUACAUCAGGCAGCACAGGAACACCAAAAGUAGUUCGCGUUCCUCACACUUGUUUACUACCCAACAUCCUUGACCUUAGAAAAAUUUUCAAUAUUCAUCAAACGGACGUUAUUUUUAUCGCUUCACCGUUCACAUUUGAUCCGAGCAUUGUUGAUCUAUUCCUAACGUUUUCAACCGGCGCUAGAAUGGUCCUUGUAAAACCUUCGAUCAAAGCCAUUCCAUCAAAACUUGCCGAAAUCAUUCGCAAAGAAGGUGUGACUUUUCUUCAAGCUACACCAUCUUUUUUAUUGCAAUUUGGACCACAGCUGUCGAAAACCCAUUUGCUGUAUCCGUCCUCGCCUCUGCGAAUCAUUGUGCUUGGCGGAGAGGCAUUUCCAGCACUCAAGACCCUUUCAGAAUUUAGUUCGCCGGGCCAUUCUACCGUCUUUUACAAUAUCUACGGCAUUACAGAAGUUUCCUGCUGGGCCACUUUAUCCAAGAUAAAGUCGAAUGAAAUUCAAGUUGAUUUGGGGCAUGCUUUGGGCGAAACGGAUCUCCGCGUAAUAAAUGAAGACGAAGAAGAGAUACACCGAGAUCAAGGAGGCGAAGGUUAUUUAUGGCUGGGAGGACGGAGAAUUUGCCUUUUAGACGACGAGACACCAGAUUCAAUUAAGAAGCCCGUCUUCCGACCAACGGGUGAUCGCGUUGAGUUUCUCAACGGGAAACUGUAUUACAGGGGACGGAAGGAUGAAACAGUGAAGCGAAUGGGAAAGCGGUUGAACCUUCACUCCGUUGAAAUAUUAGCUCUAUCAUCCGGUCUAGUGCAGCAAUGUUGCGCGUUACUUGAUUCUAACCGGCUGCUAGUUCUCGUUUGCAACGGAAUUUCCGUCGUCGAUCACUUGCUGCAAUUUUUCCAGGAGAACGCUGCGGCCGUCGAACAACCAGAUGUCAUUCGAAUUCUUGAUUCACUUCCCAUGUCGAAGCAUGGUAAAAUAGAUCGCAAAAAAUUGCUCCAAUUAAUUCAAACUACACCAAAACAUGACGGAAAAUUGAACUGGGAGACCAUUCUUGAUAAUGAAUGGAGGAAUGCUACUGGCCAAACUGCCACCGAUGAGUCCAACUUCAUCUUAAGCGGAGGAAAUUCGCUGUCUGCGCUCAGACUAGUCAACCAAAUUCAAGAGGAAACGUCUCGAUCACUUCCGCUGCUCACCGACAUUCUACUGAAUCAAAACUGGAAAGAAACAGUUGAUUAUAUUCGGAAGGAGUCGUUAAAUGGCCCCAUUAGCUCACUUCAAAAUCAAUCUAAAGUUGAAAUUUUUCAACGAAGUCAAACAUCGUCUAAAGUCACGGACGUGGUAUCAAAAGCCUCAACACUUAGGCUGAAACAAAUUUGGAAAUUCAAUUUAAAGAAAUGUAUAGACGCUUCUCCUCUUGUCAUUCGAAGGACUGAGGGUGAUGCAGUAUUUAUCGGUUCUCACUCGCAUCGUUUCUCCGCCGUUAAACUGGAUAGUGGACAGGAGAUUUGGACAACUGAACUACCUGAGCGGAUCGAAUCUUCUGCUAGCUGUGACAUGAAUGGUGUGAACAUUUUUGUCGGUUGCUACGAUGGCAACCUCUACUGCCUGGACGCAUUGACUGGACGAAUUUGUUGGCAUUAUUCCACCGGCGAUGCUAUUAAAUCUAGUCCAGUUUGCACUGGCCCAAGUGUUAUAUUCGGCUCCCAUGACCGGACUCUUUAUUCUUUAUCCGUUGCCCGUGGAGAGCUGUUGUGGAGGAAAACCAUUUCUGAAGGCAGUUUGUUUGCCUCCGUGGCUUGGGAUGGAAAUAAUCGCAUUCUUUCCGCUGCUUUGGAUGGAACUUGCUCUGCGCUUAGUGUCACUUCCGGUCAACUGUUAUGGACGAUUAAGCUGUCUACCCCCAUUUUUUCUAGUCCUGUCUGGUUUUCAAAAUCUGAGCGCUGCUUGUUAGCCAGUGUUGAUGGAUUCAUAAAUUGUUGCUCAGCAGAUACGGGUGACAUUGUUUGGCGUUACCAAGCGGCUGGACCCAUCUUUUCGACCCCAACUGUUGCAGACAAGCGGAUCAUUUUUGGCUCACACGAUCAUUUUCUUUAUUGUCUCGACGAAGAAAGUGGUCAACAGCUAUGGCGUGCGGAAUUUACUAAUCCCAUUUACUCUUCGCCCUUUGCAACGUCUUUAAUUAUCUGCAGCGACACUGCUGGCCACUUGAGAGUUAUGGAACUUGAUAGUGGUCGAUCGCUAGCUCAAACUCGUUUAGAUGGGGAAGUUUUUUCCUCACCUGUCAUGGUCGAUCAACUGGUGGUCGUCGGUUGUCGAGACAACAAUCUCUACUGCUUUGAAUUAGUUAAUAAUUGUAUGUAAAUUUAAUCACCUCUCAAACCCACGAUUUAUUCAAUAAAGCAAAAGUUAAACACUCA